This is a messenger RNA of Aspergillus bombycis, 1041 nucleotides long. Its product is annotated as putative fructosamine-3-kinase. The record is from RefSeq and is a predicted model, not a curated record. Lineage: Eukaryota; Fungi; Ascomycota; Eurotiomycetes; Eurotiales; Aspergillaceae. The transcript is spliced from 2 exons. Bases 1 to 1041 code for a protein of 346 amino acids.
AUGGCUCCAGUCCCCGCAUCGCUGUUGCGUGCUCUCUCCAUCUCCGAUCCCUCCAAAGCAAGCUUGACCACUGCUGGUUUGGGGUCGGGCUUCACCAGUACAGGAGCCAUUCGAGCAACGGUUCCAUCUACAGACGGUCAGUAUGAAGAAGAGAGACGGUACUUUGUCAAAACAUCCGCAGAUGGUAAAGCUGCCGAGGAGAUGUUCCGAGGGGAAUAUGAAUCCUUGAAUGCUAUCGCGACCUCCGUACCAGGAUUUUGUCCCCGCGCUCUAGCUUGGGGGUCUCUAGAAGAAAGCAACGGAAAGAGCUUCUACCUAGCGACUGAAUUCCUGGACCUAGGGGGUGGUGGCCGGACGGGCCAAUCUCUGGCUCAGAGACUAGGAAAGCUUCAUUCUACUCCAGCCCCGCUAGAUCCUGAGACGGGGAAACGCCGGUUCGGAUUCCCCGUCCCGACCUUCUGUGGUGAUACUAAGCAACCCAAUCGAUUUCAUGAUUCAUGGGCAGACUUCUACGCCAAUGAACGCUUGAUGAUGAUUCUCGAAACCUCGGAGAAGCGCAAUGGCCGAGACGCCAGCCUGCGUGGUCUAGUGGAGCGGACGGCGCAUACGGUUGUACCUGCCCUUCUAGGGGAUGAUCACCUAGGCUACGACAAGAAUGGGAAUGGAGAAGGUGUUACACCUGUGGUUGUUCAUGGGGAUCUUUGGAGCGGUAAUGCAGAUCGUGGAAGGAUCGUGGGGAGUGGGCGGAAGGGAGAUGAAGAGGCGGGUGACGUUGUCUACGAUCCAUCAGCAUGCUAUGCGCAUAGUGAGUAUGAGCUGGGAAUCAUGAAGAUGUUUGGGGGCUUUGGGUCGACAUUUUUCACUGCCUACCAUAAGAUUGUCCCAAGGACUGAGCCGGUGGAGGAGUAUGAAGACCGGGUAAAGCUGGCUUCUAACCGCGUCAGAUAUCACCAUCUAAAUCACUACGCCAUCUUCGGGGCUGGGUAUCGAUCGGGAGCAGUGUCAAUCAUGCAGAAUUUGAUCAGGAAGUAUGGUACUUAA